Molecule: messenger RNA, 849 nt
Organism: Lactuca virosa
Lineage: Eukaryota; Viridiplantae; Streptophyta; Magnoliopsida; Asterales; Asteraceae
Source: the annotation of a GenBank genome assembly
AUGUUGAAAUUACAGAUUUCGGAAGAAAUAUUUACACGAACCUAUAAAGCUAUGGGGUGUGGAGGAGGGGUGCAUUGUCGUGUGUUGAUGCCAAACUGCAAUUUCAAAACCCAUUUGAACAAAAAAAUAAGAGAUGCUUCCUAUUUUGUCCAUUGGUUCUCUCUCUCGCCUCUCAAGAUCUCUGUGCCUUUAGAAUCGACUUUCCCCUUCUCCACAUCGUCUCUCCCCGGCCUCCACUCCGGUCGUUGCCACCAUCCACUAAAUCACCUCCGACUAGCGCCAUCCUCUAGCCAUUCGUCGGCGACACCAGGUGAUUCGCCAUCCACUCCGAUCAUUAGACUUCUCACAGCACCACCGCCCCCAUCGUCGACCUCGCACGCCCACCAAGUUUUUGAGUUGCUGGAUUCAAAAACUUCAAGGCUAUGUGUUUUCUGGUCACCAUUUGAUGAUUUCAGGAAGUGGAUUGCUCUCCAAUCAAGUUUAAUAGCUGAAAAUUGUUGUCAAAAGUUUGAAACUCGAUUGAAUUGUUCUUCAACAUUUAUUCGAAAGGAAGGUGUAAUGGCUUCAUCAGACGAUGGGUACGCUGACCCCUUUGCUGGCAUACAUGAGCCAUUUGCUGGCUUGAGUGAAAUGGAUUUUGAACUCCACGGUAUUUACAUGGACCACGAACCAGAGGAAGAAUUUGUGUCCUCACUUGAUAAAUAUGAAAUCAGAGCACAAGUGUACCAUGCUACCGAUUGGCAGAGUGAUGAAGAUGAACAGGAGGUAUUGAAAAACAACUAUAGAAUUCAUGACCCAACCAUCAAGUGGGACAAGAUGAUCAACAUAAAGUUUGUUGCAAUCUGUUAA